AUGGAUGAAAAUAAGCCGUCAAAGUAUAUAAAAAAGAUUAUUCUUGAGAUUCUCAAUCGUUCACGUUGUUGGUUUCAUCAAUGGCAAGUUCAUUGUAUAGAAAAAUCUAAUAUUGCAAGAUUUAAUCCAAGAGCAGUAGCUUAUGCUUUUCUUAGACAAUAUAAUGGAGAAACUUUUGUUAAAGCUCAAAAAAUUACUGUUCGGUACAAUGAUCAAAAAAUAUGUCUUUGCGUACGUGAUUUGAUUUAUGGAAAGAUCGAUAAUAAUUCGAAUAGAAUUUCUGAUUCAAUGGUCGAAUUUAUUUAUCGAAGUGGAAUGUUUACUGAGAUCAGAUGGCCAGCAACAAUAGUCAAUCAAAAGAAUCAAGUAGAAUCGAAAAAUGAUAAAAAACAAUUGUCAACAUUGAACACAAUACAAUCGUUUCAAGAUGAAAUAAGUACACCUAUGAACCUUCCGAAUAUUCAUAUUGAUGUUGAUAAGACACCUAAUGUCAGUACCUCGAUUGUACCAUGCGCGUCAUGCAAUGAUCGAGAUGAUAAUCAAAUUUUAUCAGUGACAGAAAAUGUCACUAGUUCAUUAUGUCAAGAUUGUCGAGUUCAUCGACCAGUUUUCAGUCCACAAAACUUAAUUACUGGCAAUGAUACAAAUCUUCCAUCGAAUCAUGUGAUAGAUGAUGAGAAUCAUUGUCGAAGUUCAAUUUUUAUUUAUAUUAAUCGAAUUAAGAUACCAGAAAAUCAGAAAGCUCAUCAAGAUUUACAAAAAAAAGAAUGGUUUCCAACAAAACGAACAAUUUUACAAUAA
Rotaria sordida is the source of this 801-nucleotide messenger RNA. Lineage: Eukaryota; Metazoa; Rotifera; Eurotatoria; Philodinida; Philodinidae. The record is from the annotation of a GenBank genome assembly.